UCGAUAGCCAUGGCAACCAAACGUACUCGUGCCACGCUCGAGGCCGAACUUCAACAACAGCAAUCACCAUACGCCUUCUAUGGAACUCCACUACCACCACUCGAUGACAGCAUUCGCGAUGACGGCUCCUUCGUACCAAUAUGGAAACAGGAAGUGACUGAUGAAAGAGGGAGGAAGCGCCUACAUGGUGCAUUCACUGGUGGAUUCAGCGCGGGGUAUUUUAACUCCGUCGGAUCGAAAGAGGGAUGGACUCCCGCAACAUUCGUAUCGUCUCGACAGAAGCGCGCCGAGAAGGCGCAGGAGCAACGACCCGAGGAUUAUAUGGACGAGGAUGAUCUGCGGGAACAGGAAGACUCCAGAAAACUCCAGACCGCAGACGACUUUACCGGAUUCGGGUCGACCGAGAAUGACUCUACAAGGCGAGCAGGGCUCAUGGAUGUCUUGAAAACCGGGGGCGAGACCAAGGGAAUCCAGCUUCUGAAAAAGAUGGGAUGGCGCGAGGGACAAGGAAUAGGUCCUAAAGUCCGUCGCAAGGCCAAUUUGGAGGAGGGUGCUGCAUCCGGCGGUGAUGCUGAGCCGACAUAUCUCUUUGCGCCUGAAAACCCGGCGUUGGUUGCCUUUGUGCGCAAAACCGACCGCACAGGCCUUGGGUUUGAGGGAGAAGCGCGCCUAUCCGAUUCAAAUACGCGCAAGCAAACCAAUGAUAACGAGGAAUCUGAUUCUUUUUUCGGUGGGCGGCUAGCUAUCCAAGGGAAAUCCCAGCCCUCCAAACCGAAGAACUCACGGCGGGGUGGGCUUGGGGUUGGAGUACUCAAUGAUACUGGAUCAGACGACGAGGAUCCUUACUCUUUGGGCCCGCAGAUCUCAUAUAACAAAACUAUUGGAGGGGACAAGAAGAAAAAGAAGAAGGGCAAAUCGGAUGAUGGAAAACCAACAAUCGCAUCAUCCAACCCUCUCCUCAAUUCAAAGCCGGUGUUCAUUUCGAAGAAACUGGCAGCUUCACGAGGAACCGGAGGAUUUAGAAAAUGCCGCGAUGGGCGUCUACCACUGGAUGGGUUCGUUCUUGCUGAGGGCAUGGCAGGCUUGUCGAUUUCUAGCGACAAGCGCUACGAUCCACCAGUAAUACCAGAGGGCUGGAAAUCAGCAAAAGAAUUCUCGUCUACAAAACGGGACGGAUCAAAUUACACAUCAACAGCCGACGCCGCCAAAGCCUCAUCACUUGACCCGACAUCGAGAGCAGCUCUUCUAGGUGAGGCUCAAUUGCCAGGGAAAUCAAUCUUUGAUUGGAUGACGCCUGAGGCGCGAGAUCGGAUCGCCAAACUCACUGGCAACCAAAACUUACCCCCCGCCUUGGGAGAAAAGGCUCCCAAGGGAUAUGAGGUUCCCGAAUCACAGAGGCGCAAGGACCUCUGGGAUCUUGUCCCGAAACUUGACAAGCAGAUUGCGGUCCAGGCCUUAAAACGCACUGUAAGUGGAUGGAUGCCCUAUUCAGAGGAUGAGAAGAAGCGUGCCCGCUAUCGGGUCUUCCUUGAAGUCAGUGCAGGGCUUCGCGAAACUCUCCCAGAACGGGUCGAAGGUUCCAACACAGAUGAAUGGGUCACAGAGAUGCAAGAGUUCGGCCGAGCUGCAGAAGUUUUCAAACCCAUGUCUGGAGUCAUGGCAUCCCGAUUUACCUCGGCAUCCUCCGCACCACAGGCCGCCUCAGAUGCCCCCGAAUCUGCGGAUGCUCUCCUCAGUCGACCCGCCGAGAAGCCCGAUACCCCAGCAGUGGCAGCAGCCAAGAUUGGCAUGUUUGGCCAAAUGACCCGAAGCACGAUAUCAUUCUACCCAUCACGUCUACUAUGCAAACGUUUCAAUAUAAAACCUCCGGCACAUGUACAGCUUGAUCCUGGCGAACGACCUGGCGCAUCCGAGUCUCAAUCAGGCACACGGUUCCAGUCUGCCGGAUAUCAGGCUGACCCUGGAGCUAACACUGGACCCAAGGAGUUGAUUUCCCAAGACGUCAUGAACCAGCUUCUUAUGGAGUCGCUCGGUCAUAUUCCUGGUGCCACUGGUCAAUCUUCAGCUCCUGAGCCUCCUCGUCCGGCAGUUGAACCAGAGCGCAACGAUGCCCUGGAGGCAGAGCGACCUGGUGAUGCGGUAUUCAAAGCUAUCUUUGGUAGUGAUGAUGAAGAUGAAUAA
Penicillium antarcticum is the source of this 2181-nucleotide messenger RNA. RefSeq lists its product as uncharacterized. NCBI's taxonomy places the organism in Eukaryota, Fungi, Ascomycota, Eurotiomycetes, Eurotiales, Aspergillaceae. The annotation marks the transcript as partial. The transcript is spliced from 2 exons. Gene Ontology annotation, cellular component: nucleus. Gene Ontology annotation, molecular function: RNA binding. The record is from RefSeq and is a predicted model, not a curated record. Gene Ontology annotation, biological process: mRNA processing.